Messenger RNA from Psylliodes chrysocephalus, 3027 nucleotides. The record is from the annotation of a GenBank genome assembly. NCBI's taxonomy places the organism in Eukaryota, Metazoa, Arthropoda, Insecta, Coleoptera, Chrysomelidae.
UUUUGUCUUAUUCUACGUUUCGUUGUUGAAUUAUUUGAUUUGACUUGACAACGUUGCAUCCGUAUUUUGGGUUUUUUAAUUUUUUUUUAUAUAAAAAUUUGCCAAUGCCAAUCCAAAACCCAAAACCAAAGAAUACCAAUUUCCAAUUUGGUCUUUGUUGUGCAAGUGUGUCGUUUGCUUGAAGCAAAAAAAUAUUCUGAAGCCAAAACAUUUUGCGAUACACAUAAAAAGGAAGUAACUUUGUGGUAACUUUCUUAUUUGCCGAAUUUACAGCUGUUUGUGAAAGUCCUGUUGAGGUAGAGGUUAACAGGAAGCUAGAAAACAGCUAAAAAAAUGGAAAUCUACUUGGAUCCUGAAGAACAAAUUAUAUGCCCCUACAACAAUUCCCAUUACAUAAGAAGGAAAAGAAUGGCUUUUCACUUGACUAAAUGUAAAGCAGCUUAUGAAGAGCUUCACCCUGAUGUACCUCUCAGAGAAUGUGAUUUUAAUGUUACCCAUAAGGUUCCUGACCCAGAAUUACAGUAUCAUCAUGAAACUUGUCCUGACAGGAAAAAGAUCGAAAUUGCUGUUUAUCAAGAUACCAAAACAGAUCUAGAUAAAUUUCCAAUCGUCAAUAUACAUGUGGCAACUGAAGAAUCUUGGGACAAUGACAAUGUUGCUAGUUACGAUCCUGAAAAAUAUUGCAUGUCCAACGAGAUUAUUCGUCACAAGGAUGUAAUUUCAGCUGCGAAAAGGCGCAAUUUCAGGCUCGAGGAAAGAAAAAGAAUCGGACAGUUCUCUCAGAGCGGCGGAGAACCCGCAAAUAGCAGCGUACCGAGGGCUCCAAGACAACAGGAAAACCAGACUAGAAGGCAGCCUUUACCAGAUCAUAAGAGAGGCGAGUACAGAGAGGACACGCCCGGUGUCAUAGAAGAGAUCGUCCAAAGAAUUAAGAUUGAUGCUAAAAAUGGAUUUUAUCAAAACGUUCAAAAGAAAUAAACAGUUGCUGUCUAGGUUUAAUCAUGAUACUAAAAAAAAUAAGUGUAUGAUUUUUAUUUCAUAGAUCUGUUCACGGUAAGCCAGAGAGUAUAUAAGUCAUAUAUAUUUGUUUUCUAAGCUAAAUUAACUAUAUGUUAAGAAAAUUGUAUCGUUUAAAUUUGUUUUGAUUUUAUACUUAAAUACUUCCACUAUUAAUUCAUAAUAGAUACGAAUGUUUUGUCCUCUUUAUCUUCUUUUUAUUUCAUGAUGUCUGAGGAUCUGAAGCAUCUCGAUGUUUACAUGUGUUUGAAGCCUAGAUUUUUGUUUAUUUGGCAUAUAUUUGGAUUUCUUUAACAGUCUAUAUUUUAAGAUAGCACAACCCCAGUUGUACACCAAGAGUCGUCCAUACAGCUUUUAAAAAUUACUUGUAGAUGAGCAAUUUGUUAUGUAAGUACUGGUAAUUUUGAUCUUGUGCCAAUUAAGCAGUACAUUUUUUAUAAAUUGAUUUUAUAUGACUCACAUUUAAAUUUAGAUCUAUGUUAGGAUUUUUCUAUUACUAGUGUUUAGUUUAUAUUUUUCUGAAUGAUUUUCAAGCAGAUGAUUUUCAUAUUGGGUGAUAUAGUUUUGGUAAAAAAUGAAUGCUUGUACGAUUAGAACAUAUAAAGAGUGCACUGAGUAAAUCGUGUUGGAUAAAUAUCACUUGUUUGCGAGAAUACCGACGCAAUUAAAAUUUUAUCAUGUAAAAUGACGGAAUAACGAAUUCUAGCCAACAGAGAUAGCGUUAUAAUUCGUUUGAGACAAGCCUAAUGGGUAUAAUGAAUAUUGGUUCAUUUUAGUUACAGCAUCGUUUUCAAAGCUCUAUUUACAUAAACACAGACGAUUUAUAGGGUUAUACCACAAAAUUCGUGAUAUUUUUUAAGAAUAUUGACAUAUUUCGAAAAAAUUUCUUCGUCCCAUGUUUUAGAAGCAUAAUUUAGUCUUAUUUUUUUAUCAAAUAAUGUAUUUUAUUGUUUUUUUUCUGAGGUCCAGUUAUUUUUAGACAAUAAUGGCGUAAGUAAUUCUAAAUCUCAAGAAUAAUGACCGAUGUCUGAAGGAGGCCUAUUUGUGAUGAUUAUUUGUAUUUUUUAUUAAACCUAAGAUUAAAUUAACUAUAAACAUCGACUAUUUUCAAUUGUGUCAUUGUUCUUGCAAAUUAGCGAUAUGGGAUGUGGAUAAAUUUACCAUUUACUCUCUUGCUUACGUAUAUAUCCCUGAACUAGCCCAGUUUUUGUCGUUUAAAUAUCAUACCUCUGUAUUAAUGUAUCAUGAUAUCAAUCUAUGUGUCAAUCGUAUAUUAUUGUGUUGUAAUUUUUUCUUUAUUUUUUACAGCUACAAAAAAUUCAUUUUUUAUUCAUUGUCUUAUAUUUCUUGAACUAAAAUUUUAGCAUUACUUAUUAUCGAGUAAUAUUAAAAGUAAAAAUGACACACAGAAAUACAUGAUUGACAGUAUUUUUAAACCGUUGGUUUGAAGAUAUUUUUAUGUUUCUAUUAGUUUUCAUUUUAUUUUAAAUUUGGAUUAUUUUUAAUUUUUUAUUACAUAACUAAAAUAAUUAUAUUUUUUUAGAAGUGUGUAAAAGUAUGCAGAAUAUUUUUUAAACUUGGAUAACUUUAAAUCUGUGUUAGAUCUGUAAAUAUUAGUGAUGGGACUUUUCAUGAAAAGUAAUUUUCGAACUAGUCCGACGGACAUGUCCGGAAAAUUCUUGAAAAGUAAUGAAAAGUGGUCGAACUUGGAUGAUUUUUCAGAAACACUUUGAAAACAAAAUUUGUAUUUUCGUUUUUUUUUUUGAUCAAAUCAUUUUGUAAAAUAAUUGUGUUUAUUUUAAUAAAAUAUUAAAUAAAAAUUCGAAAACAUCGUUAAAACCUAUAAUCAUUUAUGGUUUCUUCUUUUUUAAAAUAUAUUUUGCCUUUUUUAUAAGAAAUUCAGACAAAUCAGUUAAUAUAAUUUCGCGAAUGUGUGUUUGGACUAGUCAACUUUUCAGACUAGUCCGCCUCACUUGUAUUAUUAUAGAAAUAAAGAAAUGUGUUACCUUC